Molecule: messenger RNA, 667 nt
Organism: Dendroctonus ponderosae (mountain pine beetle)
Lineage: Eukaryota; Metazoa; Arthropoda; Insecta; Coleoptera; Curculionidae
Exons: 2
Coding region: 40-624 (194 amino acids)
Source: RefSeq, a predicted model, not a curated record
GCCCACCUGCAUUGAUCAAACAGCAAAUUAACCGGCAAAAUGGAGGCGAGUAUACAUUUAAAAGACGAAAAUAAUGGCAAGACUAAGAGUGCAUGUUCGGAGGAGAUCAGGGCUUUGCCGGGCGUGGAAAGCCAGUGCAAUUUCAGCAAAGCAACUGAAGAAGUUUUGAAGGCAAACGUCAGUAAAGAAGCUCUGGAAAAUAUAAAGCAAAUCUUCGAUAAAACACGAUCAAUUCGGAAGGUGGCCGACGGCAAACACCAAGAAAUCCAAGCCCAGUUCAAGGACUUGCGGGAGAGAUUAAACAGCAGCUCAGAAUGCCUCAAUCGCAUGAAGAAGGGCAUUGACAACAUCAAGUUUUCCUAUCAGGCCAAAGUGGGUGAAGUCUAUCGCACGUUGAGUCCCUCAACGGAUUAUGUAGAAACCCCACGCACUAAAGAAGAACUAGCGGAGAAAGUUGAAGAUAUUCGCAACAAAAUUGAAGAGAUUCAAAAGCGUGUUUCAAUUGAUAAAGACAAGCAUUCAAGAGUGAUUCAGAGCUACCAGGAGGCGUUUGACCAUGUAUCAACAAUGCUGGAGAACAUAGAGCAGGGCAAUUACAGCUCUAUGAAGCUCAAAGAAGACUAGAAUGUAUUGGCAUAAAAAAAUUACUCACCCGAUAACGCAUGUA